Gymnodraco acuticeps is the source of this 4982-nucleotide messenger RNA. It is a transcript of the gene atp9b, whose product is annotated as ATPase phospholipid transporting 9B. Gene Ontology annotation, molecular function: ATP hydrolysis activity; magnesium ion binding; ATP binding. The coding region runs from base 55 to 3465 and encodes 1136 amino acids. Gene Ontology annotation, cellular component: endosome; trans-Golgi network; plasma membrane. Gene Ontology annotation, biological process: phospholipid translocation; endocytosis; retrograde vesicle-mediated transport, Golgi to endoplasmic reticulum. Lineage: Eukaryota; Metazoa; Chordata; Actinopteri; Perciformes; Bathydraconidae. The record is from RefSeq and is a predicted model, not a curated record. The transcript has 30 exons.
CAGCAUAACUCCUAAACGUUUACGUGACGUCAGGAUGUGUACUGCCCAGCCAAGAUGGCUGACAGCAUCCCGUUAAAUCCGUUACGGAAGAACUCGAGGAGGAUCCCGUAUUACAACUCAGCCAGACUUUCAAGAUACUCCCUGGAAGAUGAGCCCUCUAACCUGGACGAGAUGCCUCUGAUGAUGUCGGAGGAAGGCUUUGAGAAUGACGAGAGCGACUACCAGACCCUGCCCCGGGCCCGAGUCAGCCACAGACAGAGGGGCCUUGGCUGGUUCCUGCUGGGGGGGUGGAAGGUCCUCUGUGGCAGCUGCUGCGACUGCCUGGCCCGUGUAUGUCGGAGGAGAAAGGAGCUGAAGGCCAGGACCGUUUGGCUCGGCUGCCCGGAGAAAUGUGAAGAGAAGUACCCCAAAAACGGAAUAAAAAACCAGAAAUACAACAUCUUCACCUUCGUGCCUGGGGUUCUCUACCAGCAGUUCAAGUUCUUCCUCAAUCUCUACUUCCUGGUGGUGGCCUGCUCCCAGUUUGUGCCAUCCCUGAAGAUUGGAUACCUCUACACGUACUGGGCACCGCUGGGUUUUGUGUUAACCGUGACGAUGGUGCGCGAGGCUGUGGACGAAAUGCGGCGCUACCGACGGGACAAAGAGAUGAACUCUCAACUGUAUAGCAAGCUCACAGUGCGAGGUCAAAUUCCUGUUAAGAGCUCCGACAUACAAGUUGGGGACAUGAUCAUCGUUGAAAAGAACCAAAGGAUUCCUGCAGACAUGAUAUUCCUGAGAACAUCGGAGAAAAACGGUUCCUGUUUCAUCAGAACAGAUCAGCUGGACGGAGAAACGGACUGGAAGCUGAAGGUCGCCGUGUGCUGCACGCAGCGGCUCCCAGCAGUGGGGGAUCUCUUCUCCAUCAGCGCCUAUGUCUACGCCCAGAAGCCUCAGCUGGACAUCCACAGCUUCGAGGGGAACUUCACAAGGGAAGACGCUGACCCUCAGAUCCACGAGAGUCUGAGCAUUGAAAACACUCUGUGGGCCAGCACAGUCGUCGCAUCUGGCACGGUGAUAGGGGUGGUGAUCUACACAGGCAAAGAGACCAGAAGCGUACUGAACACAUCCUCUGCCAAGAACAAGGUGGGCUUACUGGACCUUGAGCUGAACCGCCUCACCAAGGCUCUGUUCCUGGCCCAGGUGGUCUUGUCUGUUGUCAUGGUAGCAGUGCAGGGAUUUGUGGGUCCUUGGUUUCGCAACCUUUUCCGAUUUGUCGUGCUUUUCUCUUACAUCAUCCCCAUCAGUUUGCGUGUAAAUCUGGACAUGGGGAAGUCGGCUUACGGCUGGAUGAUCAUGAAAGACGAAAACAUCCCUGGCACUGUAGUGAGAACCAGCACCAUCCCAGAAGAACUGGGCCGGCUGGUCUAUCUGCUGACAGACAAGACAGGCACAUUGACUCAGAACGAAAUGGUCUUCAAGCGGCUGCACCUGGGCACAGUAUCCUACGGCACGGACACCAUGGACGAGAUACAGAGCCACAUAGCUCAGUCAUAUGCUGCACAGCCGCCCUCCCAGCCCUCCAAUGGAAGCACCAGCGGCACCACUCCAGCACGGAAAACCCAAAGCUCGGGCCCGAAGGUCCGCAAGAGCGUCAGAAGUCGCAUCCACGAGGCUGUGAAGGCCAUCGCCCUGUGCCACAACGUCACACCGGUCUAUGAGUCCCAUGCCGCCGUGAACGGAGAGACGGAGUCUGCUGAGGCCGACCAGGACUUCAGUGAUGACAACCGAACCUACCAGGCCUCCAGCCCUGAUGAGGUGGAGCUGGUGCGGUGGACGCAGAGCGUCGGCCUGACCCUGGUGAACAGAGACCUGGCCUCCCUGCAGCUGAGGACCCCCUCCGGACAGAUCAUUUCCUUCCACAUCCUGCAGAUCUUCCCCUUUACCUCCGAGAGCAAGAGGAUGGGCAUCAUCGUCAGGGAGGAGUCGACCGGAGACAUCACUUUCUACAUGAAGGGAGCUGAUGUUGCCAUGGCGAGCAUCGUCCAGUAUAACGACUGGUUGGAAGAAGAGUGUGGGAACAUGGCCAGGGAGGGCCUGAGGACUCUGGUGGUGGCCAAGAAGUCUCUGUCUGAGGAGCAGUACCAGGACUUUGAGAACCGCUACAGCCAGGCGAAGCUGAGCCUCCAUGACCGCGGCCUGAAGGUGGCAGCAGUGGUGGAGAGCUUGGAGCGGGAGAUGGAGCUGCUGUGUCUGACCGGAGUGGAGGACCAGCUGCAGGCCGACGUCAGGCCCACGCUGGAGCUGCUCAGGAACGCUGGCAUCAAGAUCUGGAUGCUAACGGGGGAUAAACUUGAGACGGCUACGUGCAUCGCCAAAAGCUCCCACCUGGUGUCCAGAACCCAAGACAUCCAUGUGUUCAAGCCGAUCUCCAGCAGAGGAGAGGCCCAUCUGGAGCUCAACGCCUUCAGGAGGAAGCAUGACUGUGCUCUGGUCAUCUCUGGAGACUCCUUAGAGGUGUGUUUGCGCUAUUACGAGCAUGAGUUUGUGGAGCUGGCGUGUCAGUGUCCUGCGGUGGUCUGCUGUCGCUGCUCCCCCACCCAGAAGGCCCAGAUCGUCACGCUCCUCAAGCAGCACACAGCCAACAGGACCUGUGCCAUAGGUGAUGGAGGAAAUGAUGUCAGUAUGAUCCAGGCUGCAGAUUGUGGUAUUGGAAUUGAAGGAAAGGUAGGCACGCAGGCAUCUCUGGCUGCAGACUUCUCCAUCACGCAGUUUAAACACAUUGGGCGCCUGCUCAUGGUUCACGGCAGGAACAGCUACAAGCGCUCUGCAGCGCUGGGUCAGUUCGUCAUGCACAGAGGCAUGAUCAUCUCCACCAUGCAGGCGGUCUUCUCUUCUGUGUUUUACUUUGCCUCUGUGCCACUGUACCAGGGUUUCCUCAUGGUUGGGUAUGCCACCAUGUACACCAUGUUCCCUGUGUUCUCCUUGGUUCUGGACGAAGAUGUGAAGCCAGAGAUGGCUCUUCUCUACCCAGAGCUUUAUAAAGACCUCACCAAGGGGCGUUCAUUAUCUUUCAAGACAUUCCUGAUCUGGGUUUUGAUCAGCAUCUAUCAAGGGGGCAGCCUCAUGUACGGCGCGCUGGUGCUGUUUGAGUCUGAGUUUGUGCACGUGGUGGCCAUCUCCUUCACUGCGCUCAUCAUCACGGAGCUGCUGAUGGUGGCGCUCACCAUCCGCACCUGGCACUGGCUCAUGGUGGUGGCCGAGUUCUUCAGCCUGGGCUGCUACCUGGCCUCCCUCGCCUUCCUCAACGAGUACUUCGGCAUAGGCAGGGUGUCCCUGGGAGCUUUCCUUGACCUGUCCUUCAUCACGACGUGGCCUUUCCUGUGGAAGGUGUCGGCCAUCACGUUGGUCAGCUGUCUUCCUCUCUACAUCAUCAAGUACCUGAAACGCAAGUUCUCCCCCCCGAGCUACUCCAAACUCUCCUCAUAAGCCAUGAGCUUUCUAUUGUCAGCACUUUUUCCACUCGCCGAUCCUCAGUGAUGGACAGGUAAGGAACCACUGGAACAAUCCAAAAUGGAGGGGAAUCAGUUCUUCGGAUUAUCUCACUGAGAUUUGGGAUUACUUGAAAAAACAGAGCACAUGGGAAAAAAAACUCUAAACGAUGGAUUUAGUCACGCAAAAGAAGGGCAACACGGUGUGAGUGACUGCACUAAGACCCCAUUUUUCAUAAAGGGUCAAUCUGCCUUUAUUUGUUUUAACGCAUUUCAAACAAUCCAAAUGUCAUUUUAUACAAUUCUGCAUUUUUUUGGAUGUCUACAUUUUAAUAUGUGAAGUUUAGAAUUUUUUUAGUGUCGUUUUUUUAUUCUUGGUAUUAAUUACAGUUGCCGGCCUGCAUUUUUUAACUGAGUUGAGUAGGGACAAAAGUGUUUUCUUUGUUACUGUUAAUAAAGCCUUUACAUGCAGCAUUUAUCCUUAAUGCUGUCACGGUAAAACCAACUGCACUAACUCCUUAAAGAUAAACACAACAUUCACAAAUGCUGGUAAAACUUUAUUUCUGUGCGUUUGCUGCUUUGCGUCCUUUACAUUUUGUAAGACGGCGCAUGACAUUAUCAUCUCUGUAUUAUGAACCAGCACUCCAUAGCAGCAUUAAACAUCGUUUUGUUAGUGUAUUUGCGAUGUUUGUCGAUGUCUGCCAAACUUCCUGUUUGGACGUGGCGGCUGGCUUUGUGCCUCAUCAUGACGUGUGUUAGUGUGCUGAAGCUGCAUCUCACAUAAACAAUCAUCAGAGGUGUUUGUUUUAGUUACCUCUGCAGCCAGAUGUGAACUUCGAGGAACUUAAAUUCUCUUAAAGAAAAAAAAUGUCCGAAGGGGAAACCACUUAAAAAGUCACAACAAAGGACCCCGAACACUGACGGCUGUUUAUUUUUAAACCUUUACUGACAAUAUGACUCCCCUGGGCUUCCAUGUGACUUUGUCCUGUAGCAGACGGUGACAUUGAGCUCUCUUUGAGGAGGAAUGAGUUUUAUCAUUCCCUCUGUGUAAUGCUAUUGUUGAGCAUGAUCUAAGCUUUGCGUUAAAUCAGUUUUUUUAAAUAUACAUUUCAGUAUACAGGAUUUAUUAUAGCUAUGAUUAUUAGUCUGGUUGUCAUAUAUGUUUGAAUCAUAGUUGAGUUAAACUCAGGUCGAUCAUUCCUAAACACGGCUGUUAGUUUAAAUCGUGGCAACCAUACUUUAAAAUGUAGCUACACUAUAAUAAAAAAGACUAAUAAAUGAUGCAGUUAUGUGACUGCGACACAGCGUUUUAAAUUCCUGAUUGACAUUCUGAUGAAGAGCAAUUCCAAAAGUGUAUUCCUGCUGAGACCGGUGUUCAGUGUGUGAUAAUGUAUACACUUUUCUUUCUUGUCAACUUGCUUUCCCUGUCCUACACUGCGAUUUCUAACAGUAUGUCUUUAUUUAUACAAUUGUUAUUGAAAAUGAAUAAUAAAAAGAGACAACAGUUGCUAUACA